AUAUUGGCCUGUUUUUGAGGUUAGAGAGUACUUAACUUUACUCUAUAUUUCGGAUUUGCAAAGAGAAAGAGAAUAUAAUUAUUAAAAAAACACGUUUAGUUUAUAUCUCUUCUCUGGUUUCAUAACGAUUUAAUCUUGCUGUAAAUAUAAAAAAAGGAAAUAUGGUCAAAAAGAAGAUAGAUAAUAGAAUAAGGGUUAUGAUAGAAAAUGGUGUUAAAUUGGGACACAGGACUAUGUUCUUACUUGUUGGAGACAAAAGUAGAGAUCAAGUUCCUAUAUUGUAUGAUAUGUUGGUAAAAUCAACGGUAAAAGCUCGACCUACUGUACUGUGGUGUUACAAAAAUAAAGAUGAAGCUAUCAGCAAUCAUGGAAAGAAAAGGGCAAAGAAAAUAGCAGCUGGAAAACUUGAAGUGUCUGAAGAGUCAUUGUUUGAUGCAUUUAGAGUGGCAACUACAAUUCAUGGUCGCUAUUACUCUGAGAGUCAUGCCAUGCUCGGACAGACGUAUGGUGUUUGUGUUUUACAGGACUUUGAAGCUCUCACUCCAAAUUUAAUGGCCCGUACUAUUGAAACUGUAGAAGGUGGAGGCCUCAUUAUAUUCCUGCUUAAAACUAUGGACUCUUUACGACAAUUGCAUUCUAUUUCUAUGGAUGUUCAUUCUAGAUUCAAAACAGAAGCUCAUGAUACAGUUGUGAACAGAUUUAAUGAGCGGUUUUUACUUUCAUUGGCUGACAACCCUCGUUGCUUGAUCCUGGAUGAUUCUCUUACAGUCCUACCUAUUUCAUCUAAAACUGCACAAGUUGAGCCAGUUGAUAAUAUACCUGAGAAAGUAAAUCCAAAGCUGACGGGAUUGGUGUCCUCUUUAUCUGACUCUCCACCUGCAGGGCCACUAGUGGCUCUAUGUCGCACAUAUGAUCAAGCAACUGCUUUGGUAGCUCUUAUCAAUACACUAGCUGAUAAACAGGCAAGACCUCCUCACUGCCUUACUGCCGCUAGAGGUCGCGGUAAAUCCGCUUGUCUUGGUCUCGCAGUAUCCGCAGCCGUUGCCCUUGGUUAUGUCAAUAUCUACGUCACUUCACCCCAUCCUGAGAAUCUGAUAACACUCUUCGAGUUUGUGUUGAAAGGACUGGACGCUUGUUUGUACCAAGAGCAUAUUGAUUACAAUAUAGUCAGGUCUACAAAUCCGGACUUUAAGAAAGCUAUCGUAAGGAUCAACAUAGCGAGGAAUUCUAGGCAGACAGUACAGUACAUAACACCGGACGAUCACUCGUUACUCGCUGCAGCGGAUUUAGUACUAGUUGAUGAAGCGGCCGCUAUCCCGCUCGCACACGUGUCGGCGGCGGCACAGCGGGCACCUCUCGCUCUACUAUCGUCCACUGUGUCUGGAUACGAGGGCACUGGUCGGGCACUUUCACUCAAACUGUUCGCGCAGCUGCAGAACAAACACAACGCUCCGCCCCCGAUAAAACUAGAGGAGCCGAUUCGUUACCGCGCCGGAGAUCCGGUAGAGACGUGGCUUAACUCCCUUCUCUGCCUGGAGGCCCCUCCCCCUUCAGUGGGCGUGGGCGCCCCGCCCCCUGCUGCUUGUGACCUCUACCGGGUCAACAGAGACGCUUUGUUCUGUUACCAUCGUGCUGCCGAAGCAUUCCUUCAUCGUUUAGUCGCGAUUUAUGUUGCCAGUCAUUACAAGAACAGUCCGAAUGAUCUCCAACUAUUGGCGGAUGCGCCGGCGCAUUGUUUGUUUGUCCUGCUCGCACCCACGCCGCCUAACUCCACUUCUAUGCCGGAAGUACUGUGCGUCAUACAGAUGUGUCUAGAGGGAAAUAUAUCUGAAAAGUCUGUAAAAGACAGCCUGGGUCGUGGUCGUAAAGCAGCAGGUGAUCUCAUACCUUGGAAUAUAUGUGAGCAGUACGGAGAUAAGGACUUCCCCAAGUUAUCUGGGGCACGUAUCGUCCGGAUAGCUACUCAUCCAUCAUAUCAACGGAUGGGUUACGGCAAACGCGCUUUGCAGCAACUUGCCGCUUAUUACAGCGGAGAUAUUGCUUGUCUCGAUGAAGCUGCCUCUGAUGAUGAAGACUCCCCCAAUGAUAAACAAAACGGCAAUCUUCAUACAGAGACUAUAGUACCCAGAUCGAAGCCGCCGACGUUACUCAAACGACUUACAGAGGUGAGGGCGGAGCACCUCGACUAUCUCGGUACCAGUUUCGGACUGACCGAAGACCUACUCAAGUUCUGGAAGUCACAGAAAUAUGUACCCGUUUAUGUUAGUCAAAAAGCGAACGAGCUGACAGGCGAGCAUUCAUGCAUAAUGAUUCGAGCGUUGCAAGAGAACUCAUGGCUAAGCGCUUAUAGCGCAGACUUCAGGCGCCGACUUGCACGAUUACUGGCUCGAUCGCUAAGGAACUUGACCGCUUCACUCGCACUGUCAACUAUGGUCAUCGACGCUUCCGCUAAUCGCCCAUCACUCACAAAACAGUUGAUAGAACAGCAAUUGUCUGGUCAUGACUUGUCACGUGUAGACUCUUACUGUCGUCAACAAGCCGACUAUCGCCUUAUAACGGAUCUCUUAACACCGCUAGCCGAACUUGUCUUCCAUACCAAGAGCAAAAUCAAAUUGGAUGCUGUACAGCAGGUAGUCUUUAUAGCGAUGGGUUUUCAAAUGAAAGAUGUAGAUGACAUAGCGAACGAAUUAGGUCUGCCCGGUUCUCAAAUACUAGCGAAAUUCUACGAAGCAUGCAAGAAGAUAAACGCAUGUAUCAAUACAAUCCUAGAAGAGACUGUAGCAAAAGAAAUUGGCAUAGAAGAUAAGACGGCGGACACUAAUACUGAUGGACCGGUGAAACAGAGUUUACAAGAGGAGCUUUCUAAAGCUGCGAAGGAAUUGGAACGGAAACAGCGCAAGGAAUUAUCCAAGCUGAUGGGCGAAGAUUUGGCGCAGUACCGGAUCAAAGGCAGCGAUUUGGACUGGGGCAAAGCCCUAAAUAAUUCGCAACAAAAGUCACUCGUCUCAGUGAAGAGCGGAGAGAAGCGACUCGGUGAAGACAGCAAAGAAAUCGACGACUUGAUAGACGCACACUCGAAUAAAACCAAGAAGAAAAAGAAACACGUCAGAAAUUAG
This is a messenger RNA of Diatraea saccharalis (sugarcane borer), 3116 nucleotides long. Lineage: Eukaryota; Metazoa; Arthropoda; Insecta; Lepidoptera; Crambidae. The record is from the annotation of a GenBank genome assembly.